AUGCGCAAGAAGAGUACUUUUAUUUUACCUCCUUUAGAAAAUUAAAAAAUUAUAGCUAUCAAUAAAUAAGUCAAGAAAGAUAUCUCAGAAUAACAUAAUGCUAUGGAAUCUGUAAGAUUAGAAAUUAAUUCAAUUGUUUCUCUCAAAUAUUAGGCUUAAAUCAAAUCUAUUUCUCCGACUCGAUUUAAUAGAAUCCAUACCAGCUAAUCCUUACAUUAACCAAUAAUUAAUUAACCCAUAAAAAAAAUAGAGGUUAUGUAAUCUUCUUUCGAUUUUUUAUAAACCAUUAAAAAAAGAUUCUUAAAAUCUUCUAUUGAACCUGAAAAUAUUGAAAUGUUAAAGUGGUACUAACAAGAAGAAUAUUAUGAAUUAUAAGAAUACUUUGAGAAGAAUCCGAUUGAUUAAUUUAUUCAAGGAUUGACAUUACUUUAUAGAGCAGUCAAGCAUGAACAUUUUAAAAUGAUCUAAUUCUUGUUAUCAAAGGUGCUGAUAUGCAUUUAAUUUAAGAAGUUAUUUAUUAAUAAUUAAUUUGAAGAAAUGGCCCUAUCGGUAGAUGAGUCCUUACUUAUUAGCAAAGUAAAUAGUUAAUUGAAAAAUCAAAAAUCUAAUGCAUAUUUGAGUAAUAUAUUCUAAAAUUUUAUAUCUCUCAACUUUAUCUUCUAAUUUUAUCUAAGUUAUUUUAAAUUUAUUAUAAUUCUUUUACUAUAAAUUAAAAUACUCAUUCUUUAAUUGAAUGAUUAACGAAUUUUCCAUUUAACCCUAAAAUUGUGUAUUGGAAACGAUUUCUAAUUCAAAUGA
Messenger RNA from Paramecium sonneborni, 798 nucleotides. The record is from the annotation of a GenBank genome assembly. Lineage: Eukaryota; Ciliophora; Oligohymenophorea; Peniculida; Parameciidae.